CCGGAAGAAAGCGUCUUACCUCAGUCCGACCGCCUCCCUCCGCCCCCACCCUCUCCUACAGGACAGACCGUGGGACUCGUAAGGGUGAGGCGUGAGAAGUCGUUGGACUGCGCAGAACUUGGGCGGCCAAGGAAAGAAAGAGCGACUCUGGGCUGCCCGGAAAGGGAGAAGGAAGGAAGGGCUGGAUAGCCAGACGCCGUGUCGUGGCGGAAGAAUUCUGUUUCCUGCGGUGGCGGAGGAAUUUGACAGUACGUUAACUUCCGGAAAAGUCCUGGCUGUGAGAGGAAAAGCCCUGAGAGAAACAAUAACAAACGAGUGGAGGAAGCGGCUUUGGGGUUUCUGUACUGAACGGCUCUUGUCCAGGAAGAUGCGCUUCGGCCCCUGACAGGCGACGUGAAGGGGCUCGGCGGGCUUUAGCCAGCCUUUGUCCACCUGCUCCUUCACGGGGGCUCCGUGGCUAUUGCUAUGGCGGGCGUGGGGCCGGGGGGCUACGCGGCGGAGUUCGUGCCACCCCCAGAGUGCCCGGUCUUUGAGCCUAGCUGGGAGGAGUUCACAGACCCGCUAAGCUUUAUCGGCCGCAUCCGGCCUUUGGCGGAGAAAACCGGCAUCUGCAAAAUUCGGCCUCCCAAGGAUUGGCAACCUCCAUUUGCGUGUGAAGUGAAAAGUUUUCGUUUCACUCCUAGAGUCCAGCGCCUGAAUGAACUUGAGGCAAUGACCAGAGUUAGACUGGAUUUCUUGGAUCAACUAGCAAAAUUUUGGGAACUUCAAGGAUCUACUUUGAAGAUCCCUGUGGUGGAGAGAAAAAUCCUGGAUCUGUAUGCUUUGAGCAAGAUUGUUGCCAGCAAAGGUGGUUUUGAAAUGGUCACCAAAGAGAAGAAAUGGUCUAAAGUGGGUAGUCGCUUGGGAUAUCUACCAGGAAAAGGAACUGGGUCUCUUCUGAAGUCACACUAUGAAAGAAUUCUCUACCCAUAUGAGCUUUUCCAGUCUGGUGUCAGCCUUAUGGGUGUACAGAUGCCUAAUUUAGAUCUUAAGGAAAAAGUGGAGCCUGAGGUUCUCAGCACUGAUAUCCAAGCAUCCCCAGAGCCAGGCACAAGAAUGAACAUUCUGCCGAAGAGAACAAGACGUGUCAAAUCUCAGUCAGAAUCUGGCGAAGUGAAUAGAAGCACAGAACUGAAGAAACUUCAGAUUUUUGGGGCUGGGCCCAAGGUUGUGGGCCUGGCAAUAGGAGCAAAAGAUAAAGAAGAUGAGAUCACCAGAAGACGAAAAGUUACCAACAGGUCAGACACAUUUAACAUGCAAAUGAGACAGCGGAAAGGAUCUCUCUCUGUAAACUUUGUUGAUCUGUAUGUUUGUAUGUUUUGUGGCCGGGGAAACAAUGAAGAUAAAUUGCUUUUGUGUGAUGGAUGUGAUGACAGCUAUCAUACUUUUUGUCUAAUUCCUCCACUACCUGAUGUGCCCAAAGGAGACUGGAGGUGUCCUAAAUGUGUUGCUGAGGAAUGUAACAAACCUCGAGAAGCCUUUGGCUUUGAACAAGCUGUACGAGAGUAUACACUUCAGAGCUUUGGAGAGAUGGCAGAUAAUUUUAAGUCUGAUUAUUUCAAUAUGCCAGUCCAUAUGGUUCCCACAGAACUGGUAGAAAAGGAAUUCUGGCGGCUGGUGAGCAGCAUUGAAGAAGAUGUUAUUGUGGAGUAUGGAGCGGACAUCUCCUCAAAAGACUUUGGAAGUGGAUUUCCUGUUAAGGAUGGUCAGAGAAAGAUGCUGCCAGAAGAAGAGGAAUAUGCACUUUCUGGUUGGAAUUUGAAUAACAUGCCUGUCCUGGAGCAGUCCGUCCUUGCACAUAUUAAUGUGGACAUCUCUGGUAUGAAGGUACCAUGGCUCUAUGUGGGAAUGUGCUUCUCUUCUUUUUGUUGGCACAUUGAAGAUCACUGGAGUUAUUCCAUCAACUACUUGCACUGGGGGGAGCCAAAGACAUGGUAUGGUGUGCCAUCUCAUGCCGCAGAACAACUGGAGGAGGUGAUGAGAGAGCUGGCCCCUGAGUUAUUUGAAUCCCAGCCUGAUCUUCUACAUCAGUUAGUCACCAUCAUGAACCCCAAUGUGCUAAUGGAGCAUGGUGUGCCUGUGUACAGGACCAAUCAGUGUGCUGGAGAGUUUGUUGUGACGUUUCCUCGUGCCUAUCAUUCUGGAUUUAACCAGGGCUACAACUUUGCUGAAGCUGUCAACUUUUGUACUGCUGACUGGUUGCCCAUUGGACGUCAGUGUGUAAAUCAUUACCGACGGCUAAGGCGCCAUUGUGUCUUUUCACAUGAGGAACUCAUUUUCAAGAUGGCAGCAGAUCCAGAAUGCUUGGAUGUGGGGCUGGCUGCCAUGGUUUGCAAAGAAUUGACUCUCAUGACUGAAGAAGAAACACGAUUAAGGGAGUCUGUGGUACAGAUGGGUGUCCUGAUGUCAGAAGAAGAAGUGUUUGAACUUGUUCCUGAUGAUGAGCGACAGUGUUCAGCAUGCAGAACCACCUGUUUUCUCUCUGCUCUCACAUGCUCCUGUAAUCCUGAGCGGCUUGUAUGUCUCUACCAUCCAACUGAUCUGUGCCCCUGCCCCAUGCAGAAGAAAUGUCUUAGAUAUCGCUAUCCAUUAGAAGACCUCCCGUCUCUGCUAUAUGGUGUAAAAGUCAGGGCACAGUCCUAUGACACUUGGGUCAGUCGUGUUACAGAAGCAUUAUCUGCUAACUUCAACCACAAGAAAGAUUUGAUUGAAUUGCGAGUAAUGCUGGAGGAUGCUGAGGAUAGGAAAUACCCAGAGAAUGAUCUCUUUCGAAAACUCAGGGAUGCUGUAAAAGAAGCUGAGACCUGUGCUUCUGUGGCUCAGCUGCUUCUGAGCAAAAAGCAGAAACACAGGCAGAGUCCAGAUAGUGGAAGGACUCGGACCAAACUGACAGUGGAAGAAUUGAAGGCCUUUGUCCAACAACUUUUUAGCCUUUCAUGCGUCAUCAGCCAAGCUCGUCAAGUAAAGAAUCUGCUGGAUGAUGUGGAAGAGUUUCAUGAACGUGCUCAGGGGGCCAUGAUGGAUGAAACCCCAGAUUCUUCCAAACUCCAGAUGCUGAUAGACAUGGGCUCUAGUCUCUAUGUAGAGCUGCCUGAAUUACCCCGACUGAAGCAAGAGCUACAGCAGGCUCGGUGGUUGGAUGAAGUAAGACUGACCCUAUCCGAUCCACAACAAGUCACUUUGGAUGUCAUGAAGAAACUGAUAGACUCUGGGGUAGGGUUGGCUCCCCACCAUGCUGUGGAGAAAGCAAUGGCUGAACUACAGGAACUCCUUACAGUCUCUGAACGAUGGGAAGAAAAGGCUAAGGUCUGCCUACAGGCAAGACCGAGGCACAACAUGGCAAGUUUAGAAAGCAUUGUGAAUGAAGCCAAGAACAUUCCAGCCUUUCUACCCAAUGUGUUGUCCCUGAAAGAAGCCUUACAAAAGGCUCGAGAAUGGACAACUAAAGUGGAAGCUAUUCAGAGUGGCAGCAACUAUGCUUACUUGGAGCAGCUUGAGAGUUUAUCUGCUAAAGGACGCCCUAUUCCUGUGCGUCUUGAUGCACUGCCCCAGGUGGAAUCACAGGUAGCGGCAGCACGAGCGUGGAGAGAACGGACUGGGCGGACCUUUCUUAAAAAGAAUUCUAGUCAUACGUUGUUACAGGUGCUAAGUCCCCGGACUGACAUUGGUAUAUAUGGGAGUGGCAAAAGCAGAAGGAAAAAAGUAAAAGAACUAAUAGAAAAAGAAAAAGAAAAGGAUCUGGACGUUGAGCCUUUGAGUGAUCUGGAGGAAGGAUUGGAAGAAACCAGAGAUACUGCCAUGGUGGUGGCAGUUUUCAAAGAACGGGAGCAAAAAGAAAUUGAAGCCAUGCAUUCCCUCAGGGCAGCCAACCUUGCCAAGAUGACAAUGGUGGACCGCAUAGAAGAAGUAAAAUUUUGCAUUUGCCGCAAGACAGCCAGUGGUUUUAUGCUACAGUGUGAGCUCUGCAAAGACUGGUUCCAUAACAGCUGUGUUCCCCUUCCUAAAUCAAGUUCCCAGAAAAAAGGGUCCAGCUGGCAGGCUAAAGAAGUAAAAUUCCUUUGCCCUCUUUGUAUGCGGUCUCGAAGGCCCAGGCUAGAGACUAUUCUGUCACUCCUGGUAUCCCUUCAGAAGUUGCCUGUACGGUUACCUGAAGGAGAGGCCCUACAGUGUUUGACAGAACGUGCUAUGAGUUGGCAAGAUAGAGCACGGCAGGCCCUAGCCACAGAUGAACUAUCCUCUGCCCUCGCCAAACUGUCUGUGUUGAGCCAGCGUAUGGUGGAACAGGCAGCUCGAGAAAAAACUGAAAAGAUCAUCAGUGCAGAACUCCAAAAAGCAGCUGCUAAUCCAGAUUUACAGGGACACUUACCUAGUUUCCAGCAGUCCUCUUUUAACCGGGUGGUGAGUAGUGUAUCAUCUUCCCCUCGACAAACAAUGGACUAUGAUGAUGAAGAAACAGAUUCUGAUGAAGACAUUCGGGAGACAUAUGGCUACGACAUGAAGGACACAGCCAGUGUGAAGUCCUCUAGUAGUCUGGAACCUAAUCUUUUUUGUGAUGAAGAGAUUCCCAUCAAAUCUGAGGAGGUAGUAACUCACAUGUGGACAGCACCUUCAUUCUGUGCAGAACAUGCUUAUUCUUCUGCUUCUAAGAGUUGUUCUCAAGGUUCUAACACCCCAAGGAAACAACCUCGGAAGAGCCCUUUGGUGCCUCGUAGUUUGGAACCUCCAGUGUUGGAGUUGUCACCUGGAGCCAAGGCCCAGUUGGAAGAACUUAUGAUGGUUGGAGAUCUCCUGGAAGUAUCUCUGGAUGAGACUCAACACAUAUGGCGUAUUUUGCAGGCUACACACCCACCCUCUGAAGACAGAUUCCUGCAUAUCUUGGAGGAUGAUGGCUUGGAUGAGAAACCACUAAAAAUGAAAGGAAAGGACUCUUCAGAGAAGAAACGGAAACGAAAACUAGAAAAGGUAGAACAACUUUUUGGAGAAGGAAAACAGAAGUCCAAGGAGUUAAAGAAAAUGGACAAACCUAAAAAGAAGAAAUUAAAAUUGAGUGCAGACAAAUCAAGAGAGCUGAACAAAUUGGCCAAGAAACUAGCAAAAGAAGAAGAGAGAAAGAAGAAAAAGGAGAAGGCUGCUGCAGCCAAAGUUGAACUUGUGAAAGAGAAUACUGAGAAGAAAAGAGAGAAAAAAGUACUGGACAUCCCUUCAAAGUAUGACUGGUCAGGAGCAGAGGAAUCUGAUGAUGAGAAUGCCGUAUGUGCAGCACAAAACUGCCAAAGGCCCUGCAAGGACAAGGUAGACUGGGUACAGUGUGAUGGUGGCUGUGAUGAAUGGUUUCAUCAAGUUUGUGUGGGUGUAUCUCCAGAAAUGGCCGAAAAUGAAGAUUACAUCUGUAUAAACUGUGCAAAGAAGCAGGGGCCAGAUAGCCCAGGUCAAGCACCACCUACUUCCUUCAUAAUGAGCUACAAACUACCAAUGGAGGAUCUUAAAGAGACCAGUUAGCAGCUUGGUUAAUUUGGGACAUGGGGGGAAAUGGACCACAUUGAGACCUUAGUCAUCAAGUAGAAUGGUUUAGAUCCACUCAGAAUGUUGCUUCCAAAGCUGAAUGGCCUUUCAGAGAAAAUGAUUUUAGUGUUGGCUUCUUCUUUGUUUGGACCUUGUGGGCUACAUUUUCCAUCAGUAGAUCCAUGCAGAGGGUAUCUUCUUUGGUACAGCAGCCAAUAUUUCAACUUGUGUCUCCUUUGAAUGUGGUUUACUGCAGUAAGGUCAGAUACUUGAUUGAGCUCUAGGAUGGCUAGUUGGCAUUAAUACAUUGGUAUGCUAACAGGGUGCAGAGGAUGUGGCUUAUGUCCAGUUGGUAUUAGUUAGAGGCUUUACAACCUAGGGGCAGCACUGUCUGAAGGUGCCAAUUGCUUGGGUUUCCUUAGUUGAUUUAAUUGAAGAGGAGUCAGAGAACCACUUUCCUUUCUCUGUCACUUGGCAUUUAAUGCCCUACAGAUACAACUAGGAGGAUCAAGGCCAAAGUUAUUUCUGUUAGAAAUCAAAGGAUAGUGGGCACAGUCUGUAGAUCUCAGCUACAUAUGCUUUUUGUACCAAGAAGAAAAACUCCAAAUAAGAGAACAUAUCUCUAUCUGGGGCAGAUCACCUUAUCUUUAUAAGGAGGAGGAUAUCAUCUGGUUCAGAGAUCUUACUAGAUGGGAUUCUGGGAAGAAGAGCUUAUUUCAAGACAAGGAGCCAGCUCACCCCCCCCCCCCCCGCCUUUUUUUUGACAAUUUAGAGAAGAACAGGUACAUGCAUAUUCAGGCUUCUGCCAAAAAACACAAAACAAACCAGUCAGAAUAUCUUACUGAGCCACAGUGAUGCAUGCUUUUUGGGGAAACCUUCAUUCACAAGUAUUCCAGAUGCCAAGCUUCAGGCAUGGCCAUGAGCAAGACCAGCAAAUAAUAGCUUUUGCUUUGCAGCCCUGACCCCAGUGUCUGCCAUUUCCAACACUGGCAGUUUCUGAAUAUGGCUUACAGCAGAUGCUGUUGAAUAACACCAUGGCUUCAUCAAAGGAUGCAGGGUUGUAGUACCUCUGGGUGAUGAAUUGUUUUAGUAAAUCAUUUUUAAAAAGGAAAAAAAAAAGGACUUGUUUUUACUUUUUUCUAAAUGUCUCUGACUACUGACUGUUCUAUAAAUAGAUUAUUUUUCCUUUUUUAAUAUACAUAUAUGAAUAUAUAAAUAUAUAUAUUUACUGUUACCAGCAGCAUAUGACAAAAGUUUCAGCAUCAAAAAUCCAUUUGAGGGCUUGCUUUUUCUUUUUUGCUUUUUAAUAAAGAAGUUCUAUUCCUUCCUUGUAGUACAAGGAGUUAGCACUCCCUUUCCAUCCUAGCCUGACCAGAUCUUUCAUUUUGCUUUUGUUCAUAUAGAUAAUUAUAUUUACUUUGUGUGUUGGGACUUGUCCCUGUCUGUUGGGAAACUUGGUCUUACUCUAGUCUGUGCUGGCUGUUUUUUCUUUAGUAUGUGAAUGUUUGAAACUAUGGUGCUGUGUCCUCUUCCCUCCUGUUGUGUUCUCUGUUCUUGUUAAAUAGGUAUUAGGUAAGCUGUAUGUAAACUCUUAUUAGAAGGGGACGGAUUGAUUUUUUUUUUUUAAGGACAAAAACAUUUUACUAAAAAUAGUGUUUUGUCUUCACUGUGCUGUGUGUCUUUAUUUUGGGUUAAAAAUCUGUGGUUUGACUUAAAUUCAUCAGUUUUCCUUUUAAAGGGGGGAAUGGGGUGGACCUAGCAACAACUUACAGUCUCCUCUUCCCUUUUUGCCUCAGUCUAUUUUAAUUAAAGAAAUGUCUUCUAGUAACUAGAAGUGAAAUGUACUGUCCAGUUACAGUUUGAGUGGGUAUGAGAUUUAACUCAAAAGGCAUCUUAAAAAAUAAAAAGAAAACCCUUUCUUAUAAAAUCCAUUUUCUGUAAAUGUUCUCUAUGGUUCUUACUACCUAUCUUUUUAAGUCACUCUUCCCUUAAUGUUAAUAUUGUAACAUUUUACGUGUUUUCAUCUGUUCAGAGUUUUGUUAAGUGUUACUGUACAUGUGUCUUGAGAUCUCAAGUAAGUGUGUGUAUGAUGUAAGAUUUCAAUGGAUAUUGUAAGGUAAUUAACCAAUUUCAUAAGUUUUCAUUUUGCCAAACUAUACAAAGACUAUCAAUUAAGAAUUUCAUUUGGUUGACAUUAUACAAGAAAGCACAAUAUAUUUUGCCUUUUGGUCUUCUUUGUAAAAGUCUUCAAAUAUUUGUGGGUUAAAAGUUGAAUGUAAUUUUAAGUGAUAGGUGCCUGAAUACAUUAAAAAAUUUUAUUUUUUCUUCCCAAUCAUCCAUUAACUAUUCCACCAUUGGGGGAGAGUCAUGAAAAUGCUGAGAAAAUACGGCUAGCUUCCUGUUAUCCUCUGACAUUUUGAAACUUUAAAUAUAUCAUUAAACUGAUUCUGUGGGAUUUUUUUUUUUUUUUUUUUGUAUUUAUUUGAAAGUCAUGGGUGAUUUGGUCUGACUUGAUCACAGAUUUAGACCAAGGCUGGGAAGAACAGAAGAAAUUACUGGCCACACAAA
Molecule: messenger RNA, 8109 nt
Organism: Microcebus murinus (gray mouse lemur)
Lineage: Eukaryota; Metazoa; Chordata; Mammalia; Primates; Cheirogaleidae
Gene: KDM5A
Product: lysine demethylase 5A
Biological process (GO): regulation of DNA-templated transcription; chromatin remodeling
Cellular component (GO): chromatin; nucleus
Molecular function (GO): histone H3K4me/H3K4me2/H3K4me3 demethylase activity; DNA binding
Source: RefSeq, a predicted model, not a curated record